Colletotrichum fioriniae is the source of this 837-nucleotide messenger RNA. RefSeq lists its product as uncharacterized. NCBI's taxonomy places the organism in Eukaryota, Fungi, Ascomycota, Sordariomycetes, Glomerellales, Glomerellaceae. The record is from RefSeq and is a predicted model, not a curated record.
AUGACCUCCCACCCAGACCUCACAAAAUUCAAAGCCCUCUCCUUCGACUGCUACGGCACCCUGAUAGACUGGGAAUCCGGUCUCCGCGCCGGUCUCCAACCCAUCAUCUCCCGUCUUCCUCCUCCUCCUCCUCCCUCCUCGACAAACACCAACAACAACACUUCCUCCUCUUUCGCCACCGACCCCCCUCCCACAGAAGUAUCCCUCACAAAACGCUUCGAUACCCUCUCCGCAGCCCUGCAAUCCUCCUCCCCAACCCUGCGCUACGACCUCAACCUCUCUUCCUCCUUCCUCGCCCUCGCAGCAGAACUCGGUGUACAUGUCACGGAAGAAGAGGCCACGGCCUUUGGCUCCCUCCCAGGAACCUGGAUUCCCUUUGAAGAUACCAUCCCCGGGUUGGACAUCCUAAAAAGACGUUACAAACUAAUCAUCCUCUCCAACAUUGACGCCUCCAACAUCUCCCGCACUCUGACGCAUUUUUCUCCCGUCGAGUUUGAUGCCGUGUACACGGCGGAACAGAUAGGUAGCUACAAACCCGCCGACGGCAACUUCACCUACCUUUUUGAACAUGUCAAGCAAGAGUUUGGUGUACAGUGGGAUGAUGAGCGGGGACAGGGGCUGUUGCACGUCGCGCGGAGUUUGACUGCCGACCACGUCCCCGCGAAGAGGUUCGGUUUGAGGAGCGUUUGGAUCUCGAGGGGCGGCGAUGUCAAGGAUGGGGAAGGGGUGGGAGGGGAUUGGGAAGGGACGAAGGGGGAUGUUGGGUUUGAGUGGCGGUUUAAUACGGUGGGGGAGUUUGCGAGGGAGGUGGAGAGGCAGUUUGGGGAGAAGAGGUGA